Maylandia zebra (zebra mbuna) is the source of this 1503-nucleotide messenger RNA. Lineage: Eukaryota; Metazoa; Chordata; Actinopteri; Cichliformes; Cichlidae. The record is from RefSeq and is a predicted model, not a curated record.
CUCGGCAUAAUCCUUAAUAGUGUAUUGACACUACAGUGGAAAUAUAACAUAAAUUGGCGACGAGUUGUGACGUCUGGAAGACUUGGCUGUCUACUGAGCAUGAACUGACUGCGUGGCCGAGUUCGGACGGAAAACGGACGAUCGCGUGGUGAAUUAGCAUCGGAGCUAGCUGCUAGCUGCUUUUCGCCGACGAGUCAAAAACGACAGUGUUGGCUGUGGACAGCGGAUACAUCAUGGCUGGAAUGAUUGGACAGAUGGACCCUUUUGAUGAUGCUGUCAAAAUGAGUGCAAGUGGAGACGGACCACAAAAUAACCAAAACGGCCAACAGGUUAACCCACGAAUGUUGGCAAAUGGAGAUCAGGAACCUGCUAAUGGCUUCCUGAACAGUCUGUAUCGCGCUCUCCAUGAAUAUUGUUGCUAUCUAGAUGAGCUAAUAGCUUCAGUACUGGCACAAUAUGACAAUUACCUUUACGGGGACGAAGACGAUGACGACGAUGACGACGACGACGACGACAACGACGAUGACGACGACAACGACAACGACGAUGACGACAACGAUGACGACAAUGACGGCGGCGACGGCAACGAUGACGAUGACGAUGACGACGACGACGAUGUUCAAAAUAUUCAUGUGAGGGACAAUAAUGCCAAUGGUGACAACGAUGAACAGCACGGGGAUGCUGUGGUUGUGAUCAUUUUCAAUGUUGGUGGCAUUGAAAAUGAGGAGGCAUUUGAAGGCCGCAUGGAUGUUCGCCAGUACAUCCCAGAAGAGGACCCUCAGCCAGGUGUUUCCAGGAAGAGGUCUAGAGAGAGGGAUGAAGAAGAUUUAGGAGCAAACAAAAGAAUGAGAUGGAGCGAUGAUGACUCUGAAGUAUUUGAAGAUGCGCACGAAGAGCUUGAACACGAAACUGGAGGCUCGAGGAAGCGUUCCCGAGAGGAUUUUGAGCAAGAAGAGGAAUACUUGCCUGUGUGCAAACUUCAGAGGUGUUCAAUUGAGUCGACCAGCAGCAAUGAAGACUAAGACUACUUCGACGGGUUUUUUCAGUAUCCUUUCAGUAAUCUGAUGGCCUACUCAGGUGAUCCUGAAUCCUCUAUGCUGCAAUAAGCUGGGCAUACACUGUGCUGCGAUUUUUCAGUCGCGUUAUUCGGCUCCUGAUCAAACUGUAGGAUUGACUCGCAGGGGUGAGAAGUUUGAUCAAGGCCAAACUCGGGACGAUCCCCAAAACGAUCGCACGACUGAAAAAUCGGCUCAAAAUGGGCCAAAAAUCGCACAGUGUAUGCCCAGCAUUAGGCUGCCGGGGGAUUCCCAUGAUGCACUGGGUGUUUCUUCUUCACCCACUAUGUUUAAUAGACCUCUGCACUGAAUGGUACUUGUUAUUAACCUCUGUCUCUGUUCCAUGUCUUUAUACUAUUUUCCUUGCCCCUCCCCAACCGGUCGCAGCAGAUGGCCGCCCCUCCCUGAGCCUGGUUCUGCUGGAGGUUUCUUCCUGUUAAAAGGGAGU